AUGUCCGACUCGAACCAGCCCAAGGCGCCGCUCAAUAUUCCCUCAGGAAACAGCCAGAUCACGCCCGAACCUCAGCCGUUAAAGCCGGAUGAGCGACUUACCGGCGACAAGUUGCAAGAUUUCAAGUCUGCUUUCGGUAGAAUAAAGCCGAAGAAUGAUCUAGAGAACCUGGGCAAGAUGCCGUGUGCUAGAAAUAGUCUGUUGUAUGGGAUUGCUGGAGGGACUGGUAUUGGAGCGGUCAGGUUCUUGGGAUCACGGAGACCAUGGAGUGCAGCCAAUUGGGCAGUUGGCAGCUUCUUGGCUAUCACCCUGUUCCAAUGGUAG
Messenger RNA from Cryptococcus wingfieldii CBS 7118, 324 nucleotides. RefSeq lists its product as hypothetical. The transcript has 3 exons. Gene Ontology annotation, biological process: mitochondrial respiratory chain complex IV assembly. Bases 1 to 324 code for a protein of 107 amino acids. Gene Ontology annotation, cellular component: mitochondrial inner membrane; mitochondrion. Lineage: Eukaryota; Fungi; Basidiomycota; Tremellomycetes; Tremellales; Cryptococcaceae. The record is from RefSeq and is a predicted model, not a curated record.